Messenger RNA from Huiozyma naganishii CBS 8797, 2277 nucleotides. It is a transcript of the gene SEC18, whose product is annotated as AAA family ATPase SEC18. The transcript has a single exon. Bases 1 to 2277 code for a protein of 758 amino acids. Gene Ontology annotation, cellular component: Golgi stack. Gene Ontology annotation, molecular function: ATP binding; ATP hydrolysis activity. Lineage: Eukaryota; Fungi; Ascomycota; Saccharomycetes; Saccharomycetales; Saccharomycetaceae. The record is from RefSeq and is a predicted model, not a curated record. Gene Ontology annotation, biological process: SNARE complex disassembly; Golgi to plasma membrane protein transport; intra-Golgi vesicle-mediated transport.
AUGGAUAUGUUUAAGCUACCAACUUUUGGUAAGGUGAUGGGUUCCCAUCCUACUCCUCCAGACAUGUCGAAUGUUGACCAGAGGCCACGUAAUUUAGCUGUCGUUAAUUGCCCUAACAAUUCCUAUGCACUGGCUAAUGUGGCAGCUGUGUCACCAAGUGAUUUUCCCGACAAUAUAUAUCUUGUUGUGGAUAACUUAUUUGUCUUCACGACCAGGCAUUCUAGUGAAGUUGCUCCCGGUACCAUUGGAUUCAACGGUAAUCAACGUUCUUGGGGGGGAUGGUCUUUGAACCAGGAAGUUCAAUGCAGGGCUUUUGAUCUAUUUAGAUACUCGGGCAAGCAGUCGUAUUUGGGUACUCUCGAUUUAGAGAUUUCCUUCAGGUCCAGAGGCAAAGCGGUCAAUACGCCAUUCGACCAGGAUGAGCUGGCCAACGUGUUUGUCAAGAACUUCGAAUCGCAGAUUUUCUCUGCCACGCAGUACCUAAUCAUGGACUUUAAGGGGAUGUAUUUUGACUUGAAAGUCAGGAGUAUCCAAGCUAUAGAUUUGGGUGAUGUAGAAGUCAGCGGAAAAGUUUCUACGGGUAUCGAAGCUAAAGGUAUAUUAACCAAACAAACGCAAAUCAAUUUCUUCAAAGGUAGGGAUGGGCUUGUGAAUUUGAAGUCGAGUAACUCGUUGAGACCUAGAUCAGACGCAGUGAUUAGAUCAGAUUUUAAAUUUGAAGAUUUGGGUGUUGGUGGGUUGGACAAGGAGUUUACCAAGAUCUUUAGGAGAGCGUUUGCCAGUAGAAUUUUUCCACCGGCAGUUAUUGAAAAGCUAGGUAUUACUCAUGUUAAAGGUCUGCUAUUAUUUGGGCCACCAGGUACGGGUAAGACGUUGAUUGCGAGAAAAAUUGGUAAGAUGCUGAAUGCGAAGGAACCCAAAAUCGUGAACGGUCCAGAAAUCUUGAGUAAGUACGUUGGUUCCUCGGAAGAGAAUAUUCGUAACCUAUUCAAAGAUGCUGAAGCAGAGUAUAAAGCAAAAGGCGACGAUUCCUCUCUCCAUAUCAUCAUUUUUGAUGAAUUGGAUUCCGUCUUCAAACAAAGAGGUUCCAGAGGUGACGGUACCGGGGUUGGAGACAACGUUGUCAACCAACUGCUUGCCAAAAUGGAUGGUGUUGAUCAACUGAAUAACAUUCUGGUAAUUGGUAUGACUAACCGUAAGGAUCUAAUUGAUAACGCCUUACUACGUCCAGGUAGAUUUGAAGUUCAAGUGGAAAUCCACCUACCAGAUGAAGCAGGUAGGUUGCAAAUUUUUGAAAUUCAAACGAAAAAGAUGAGAGAGAACAACAUGAUGGACGGUGAUGUCAAUCUCGCUGAAUUAGCUGCCCUGACGAAAAACUUUUCUGGUGCUGAAAUCGAAGGUUUAGUGAAAAGUGCUAGUUCCUUUGCCAUUAACAAAACGGUUAAUAUCGGUAAAGGUGCCACCAAGUUGAACCCGAAGGAUAUCGCAAAAUUGAAAGUGACCAGAUCUGAUUUUCUGAAUGCUCUGAAGGAAGUCACACCGGCCUUUGGUAUCAGUGAGGAAGACCUAAAGACAUGUGUUGAAGGUGGUAUGAUAGCCUUCUCAGAAAGGGUUAAUGGAAUUCUGAAGAAUGGUGGAAGGUACGUCCGCCAAGUGCGCCAAAGUGAAAAAUCGAGAUUAGUGUCACUUCUGAUUCAUGGCCCUCCAGGUUCUGGUAAAACCGCCCUAGCUGCAGCUAUUGCCCUUAAAUCUGAAUUCCCAUUCAUUAGAUUAAUUUCGCCAACCGAGAUAUCCGGUAUGUCAGAAAGUGCGAAAAUUGCGUACAUUGAUAACACAUUCAGAGACGCGUACAAAUCUCCUCUAAACAUUUUGGUUAUCGAUUCCAUUGAAACGUUAGUUGACUGGGUGCCUAUCGGGCUUCGGUUUUCAAACAACAUAUUGCAAGUUUUGAAAGUAGCGCUGGGCCAUAAGCCUCCUGAGGGUCGUCGUCUGCUGAUCAUGACAACCACAUCUAAGUACUCAGUCCUGCAACAGAUGGACAUACUAAGCUGUUUUGACAAUGAAAUUGCUGUUCCAAACAUCACCACCCUAGACGAAUUCAACAACAUCAUGAUUGAGUCAGAAUUUCUGGACGACGCCGGUCGUGUCACCGUCAUCAACAGUCUGGCACAACUAGGUGGUAAAUUGAACAUCGGUAUUAAGAAGGUCUUGACAAAUAUCGAGACUGCUAGACACGAUGAUGACCCAGUGAACGAAAUAAUCGAAUUAAUGACCUAA